Molecule: messenger RNA, 1293 nt
Organism: Cajanus cajan (pigeon pea)
Lineage: Eukaryota; Viridiplantae; Streptophyta; Magnoliopsida; Fabales; Fabaceae
Product: protein trichome birefringence-like 38
Cellular component (GO): Golgi apparatus
Molecular function (GO): O-acetyltransferase activity
Source: RefSeq, a predicted model, not a curated record
AAACGAUUAUUGCUGUGCCUCGGUUCAGGCAACCUUUUCCAUACAUUGAGUGCAGAGAGACAAACUAAAACUUUGUCCAAUUCUAACCAAAUUAUCUUCAACUAUAUCUAUCCACAACACUCAAUUGUUCCUAGUACAACGAGUGCUAUUAUGGGGUUAUAUGGUUUGAUUUUUGGGGUCAUUUUUGUGUGUCCAUGGCUCUGUUUGGCCAGUGGAGUUGAGUCCAAUUUGGAAGGGCCAAGAAAUGAAAUUGGUUGCAACAUUUACGAUGGAAAGUGGGUGUUCGAUGAUUCAUAUCCUCUUUAUGACUCUUCAAAUUGCCCUCACAUUCGUCAAGAGUUUGAUUGCUUGGGAUUUCGUCGUCCUGAUAAGCAAUACCUCAAAUACAGAUGGCAACCCAACCAAUGCAACUUACCAAGAUUUGAUGCAAAAAACUUUUUGACAAAACUUAAGGGAAAACAGAUAAUGUUUGUAGGAGAUUCAGUGAGUUUGAACCAAUGGCAAUCGCUUAUGUGCUUGCUUCAUUCUUUUGUGCCACAAGCUCAAAUAUUAGAGCAACAAAUCGAUAAAACCGUGUCCAUGACUAACUUCACAUUCAAGGACUAUGGAGUUUCAGUGAUUGUUUAUCACACAACAUAUUUGGUUGACAUUGUUGAGGAGAAAAUUGGUCGAGUCCUCAAGCUUGAUUCUCUUAAGAGUGGAAGCAUAUGGAAAAACAUGGAUGUUUUGGUUUUCAACACUUGGCUAUGGUGGUACCGUAGUGGACCCAAGCAACCAUGGGAUUAUAUUCAAGUGGGUGACAAAAUAGUGAAAGACAUGGAUCGCAUGGAAGCUUUUAGACAUGGUUUGAAAACAUGGGCUAAAUGGGUCGAUGCAGAGGUGGAUACAACCAAAACCCAAGUUCUUUUCCAAGGAAUUUCUCCCUUCCAUUAUCAUGGCAGUGAAUGGAAUGAACCAGGAGUGACAAAUUGUGCAAAGGAGACACUGCCACUAAAUGGAUCAACUUACCCAGGUGGAUCGCCACCAGCAUUAUUAGUAGUGGAAGAUGUGUUGAAGACUAUAACCAAGCCUGUUCAUUUUUUUAACAUUACAACUCUCUCACAGUUGAGAAAAGAUGCACAUCCUGGUCCGUACAAUGACUUUAGAAGCAUGGAUUGCACUCAUUGGUGUGUGCCAGGCUUGCCAGAUACAUGGAAUACACUCUUGUCCGCUGUAAUCACAAAAUAGAUGUAAACAUUUAUUUGCGCAAAGUUAUGAAUUUUAGGAGAAAAUAAUCAAUUCUCUAAUCAAUCA